UCAUAGAUUAUGGCUUUAGAGUACGUAUUAAGCGAAAAAAAUAAGUAUUUACUUAUUUAUCAAGGUUUUUUACACGUAAAAGAACGAGAACAUGAAAAUAAAAUAUAUUGGAAAUGUUCAGAAUACAAAAAAAAUCACUGUAAAGGUCGUGUACACGUAAUAGACGAAAAAGUCACCAAAUAUAUUGAACAUAAUAAUCACGUUCCAAAUGCAGCAAAAAUCGAAGCAAAAAAAGUUAUUUCAAUUUUAAAGAAAAAUGCAUCACAAACAACUCUCAGCACACAUUCAGUUUUAGGAAACACAGUUAUGCAGGUAAUUCAUAUUUUAGUGGCAUAGAAAUGGAUAAAAUAUUAAUUAUGAAAAUUAAACUAAAUUAGGUAACAAGUGCAGUUUCCGCGGAAAUGUCGAGUGUUAAUACCUUGAAAAGGACAAUUCAACGUUUGCGCCAAAAGGAGGAAGCUGCACCGGCUAAUCCAAGUAAUUUUGAAUUUAUUAUACCAGAUCAAUAUAGGUAUAACUCUAAUGGCGAAUUAUUUUUAAAAUUCGAUAGUGGUCCUACUGAAUCUCGUAUUUUAAUAUUUACAACUCAACAAAAUUUAGAUUUUAUGAGCGAAUGUGAUAAUUGGUUUUGCGACGGAACAUUUUCAGUGGCACCCCCUAUUUUUUCUCAGUUAUAUACUAUACACGGGGUGUAUUAUUCCAACGUUAUUCCUAGUGUUUACAUAUUACUGCCAGAUAAAAAAGAAAAAACUUACCGUCACAUGUUUGAAAUUUUAAAAUCACUGAAACCAAAUUUAAAUCCAAAAAGUAUUAUGAUAGAUUAUGAAAGAGCAGCUUUAAAUGCUAUCGAAAUGGAGUUUUGUGAUACAGAGAUAAAAGGUUGUUUUUUUCAUAUGUCGCAAUGCAUUUGGCGUCAUGUACAAGAAUUGGGCCUACAGACAACUUAUCGAAAUGAUCCAGAGUUAUCAUUAAGAAUUCGAAUGCUACCCGCAUUAGCAUUUAUUCCAGAAGCAGAUGUAAUUAAAUGUUAUGAUGCACUACUAGCUACAAGUUACUACACAGAUAAUGAGGAUCUACUGGCGCCGCUGUUGGAUUAUUUCGAGAAUACAUGGGUAGGAAAAUUAGAUAGGAGAGGAAAAAGAAAACCACCAAAAUAUGCAAUCACAUUAUGGAAUUGUUUUUCGAGAGUAAUCCAAGAUUUAGCUACAACAAAUAAUGCUAUAGAAGGGUGGCACAAUUGUUUCACAUCACUUAUAAAUGGUAAGCAUCCUUCAAUUUGGCGGUUUAUAGAUGCAUUAAAAAAAGAAGAGAGCAUAAACAGAUUCAAAAUCGAGCAGUACGUAGGUGGCAAUGAGCCUCCAAAAAAAAAAAAUUUACCGAGAUAG
Myzus persicae (green peach aphid) is the source of this 1385-nucleotide messenger RNA. RefSeq lists its product as uncharacterized. The record is from RefSeq and is a predicted model, not a curated record. Bases 402 to 1385 code for a protein of 327 amino acids. The transcript has a single exon. Lineage: Eukaryota; Metazoa; Arthropoda; Insecta; Hemiptera; Aphididae.